UAGUGUUCGGCUCCGAUGCUCCUUUUUCCGGUUGCUAACGGACGCUCCCCUCUCAGCCAUUAUCGGAUGCCUUCUCUCUGUUCACAUGAAAACUUCUACAGUCGAGAUUUCUUUCUAUUGGUGGGUUGUUCUUUUUUACUUUAGAUCGGCAAUUAUGUCCCACGUACGAGUUGUUGCUCUUAAUGCUUUUGAGAACCGCGUCGAAUUCUUUUUAUGGAAUCUUUCAUAAAGUCCUUCAAACCAAGCUUUUUCUCUGCCAAAAACCACAGCGAGGAACGCUAAGCUCUCAUGUAUCACUGGAAUAAAAUGGCCCAAAAAGAAGGCGAAGUAGUGGUCGAGGUUGAUGAUAGUAAUGGCUGUAGCAAAGAAACCAUUGAAGUAAACAAGAUUAGUAGGGAAAGUCCAUGCAGCGACUAUCAAGCUUCCUCAGAGACAUUCAUGGUUGCAAGAAGUGAAUCUGUACGACGAAGAAACAAAGACAUGUUGGACCAAGAAAACCGCCAAAGGUCCUCGAGCUCGGGUAGGGAAGAGGUUCUGAGGUGUAGUUCGAAUGUUUCGUUUCAGCGAGGAUCGCGAGAUUCAUGGAGGUCAGUGAUAAGCAAUACCAAGUCUAGGCUGAUAGACCCGCCAGAGGAGCCAUGUCAAAGUUCAGAAAGAGUAGUAAACUCUGGACGAGUGCGUGAAGAAGAUAAGGAUUAUGAGGAUUCUGAUAUUGAAGACAUCCCACAGGAGUAUAAGAGACAAAAAUUCAGCAAACUGACAUUGCUUCAAUGGGUUGGUCUUAUUUUGAUCAUUGCGGCUUUAGUUUGUAGCCUUUGGGUUCCGAUUAUAAAGAAGCAAACAAUGUGGGAUCUUCCAUUAUGGAAAUGGGUUUUAGUGGUUUUAGCAUUAAUUUGUGGACGUUUAGUCUCGGGCUGGGGAAUUCGGGUGGUUGUGUUCUUUAUAGAGCGCAAUUUUCUUCUGCGAAAAAGGGUUUUGUAUUUUGUUUAUGGGUUAAGGAAAUCUGUUCAGAAUUGCCUCUGGUUGGGUCUGGUUUUGGUUGUGUGGCAUAGUAUUUUCGAUAACAAGGUAAAGAAGGAGACCAAGAGCAAGAUUUUACCUCAUGUAAAUAAGGUUCUUGUUUGUUUUCUUUUGGGUACCCUGAUAUGGCUUCUAAAGACUCUGCUUGUCAAGGUCCUGGCUUCGAACUUUCAUGUAAACACAUUCUUUGAACGAAUCCGGGAGGCUUUGUUCAAUCAGUAUGUAAUAGAAACGCUUUCCGGUCGGCCAUUGUUUAAAAGACAUGGCGUAGAAGAAGAGGAAGCUAUGGCUGAGGUUCAGGAGUUUGAGAAAGCUGGGGUUAUUGUGCCUGGUGAACUUAGGGCAACUCUGCUUCCGAGGAGUGGGAGAGUGAUAGGAAGCGGUGGAUUGCAAUCUCCUGCGGUUGGGAAGAAUUCUAGAUUUUCGAGGUUAAUGUCUAAGAGGCAAGAUGAGGAGAUCCCAGUUGAUCACCUGCAUAAGCUGAAUCUGAAGAAUAUAUCGGCUUGGAAUAUGAGGAGGAUGGUUAAUAUUAUUCAGCAUGGGGCUUUAUCCACUCUGGAUGAGCAGAUACAUAAUUCUAAUAUUGAGGAUGAAGCUUUGUUGCAAAUUAAAAGUGAACGUCAGGCAAAAGAGGCAGCCAAGAGGAUAUUUCAAAAUGUGGCAAAACCAGGAUUGCAAUACAUUUACCUCCAAGAUGUGAUGCGCUUUAUGAGUAAAGAUAAAUCUUUGAAGACAAUGACUUUGUUUGGAAUAGCAAAUGAAAAGCAGGGAAUCAGCAAGCCCUCCCUUAAAGACUGGAUGGUUAAUGCAUUUAAAGAGAGAAGGGCACUUGCAUUGUCUCUCAAUGAUACAAAAACAGCUGUUGAUGAACUCCAUAAUUUGCUGAACGUCCUUGUAGCUAUCAUCAUAUUGAUAAUAUGGCUUAUUAUACUUGGAGUUCCAAUCUCCCACUUUCUUGUCUUCUUAAGUUCACAACUUCUCUUGGUGGUGUUUAUUUUCGGGAAUACCUGCAAAUCAGUAUUUGAAGCAAUAAUUUUCUUAUUCGUAAUGCACCCAUUUGAUGUUGGUGAUCGUUGUGAAGUUGAAGGAGUCCAGAUGGUAGUUGAAGAGAUGAACAUACUAACUACAAUUUUUCUGAGAUAUGAUAAUCAAAAGAUCAUAUACCCUAAUAGCAUUCUGGCUACCAAGCCCAUUGGUAAUUAUUAUCGUAGUCCAGACAUGGGAGAUGCAAUUGAUUUCUGUAUCCAUAUCUCCACCCCAGUGGAGAAGGUUGCCAUGAUGAAGGAGAGAAUAACAGGGUACAUUGAAAGCAAGAAUGAGCACUGGCACACAGCUCCAAUGGUGAUAAUGAGGGAUGUGAUAGACAUGAACAAACUGAUGUUGUCAGUGUGGCUUACACACAAAAUGAACUAUCAGGACAUGGGGGAGAGAUGGGCAAGGAGGGCCCUUCUAAUUGAAGAGAUGAUCAAAGUGUUCAGGGAGCUCGAUAUUGAAUACCGCAUGCUGCCUCUUGACGUGAACAUCCGAAACAUGCCACCUCUGAUAUCAAACAGGCUUCCUUCAAAUUGGGCAACCUGUGCUAGUUGAUAGUGAUGCAACAACAACAUUUUAGAUCUCUAUACGGGAGGAGUUCGCAAGUUUUCCUUGUAAGAAUUGAAGUAUUUAGGAAAUGAUUUAUUGUGAAAUUCAUUACACGUUUGUUAAAAUUGCUACGGAAUGUACUAAUUCUUAAACAUGGUAUGGUAGCUCCCCAUCAAGUUAUGUUU
Messenger RNA from Alnus glutinosa, 2786 nucleotides. RefSeq names its product mechanosensitive ion channel protein 8-like. Gene Ontology annotation, cellular component: plasma membrane. Bases 289 to 2607 code for a protein of 772 amino acids. NCBI's taxonomy places the organism in Eukaryota, Viridiplantae, Streptophyta, Magnoliopsida, Fagales, Betulaceae. The transcript is spliced from 5 exons. Gene Ontology annotation, molecular function: mechanosensitive monoatomic ion channel activity. The record is from RefSeq and is a predicted model, not a curated record. Gene Ontology annotation, biological process: transmembrane transport; monoatomic anion transport.